Lactuca sativa (garden lettuce) is the source of this 751-nucleotide messenger RNA. RefSeq names its product Small nuclear ribonucleoprotein family protein. Gene Ontology annotation, molecular function: RNA binding. The record is from RefSeq and is a predicted model, not a curated record. Gene Ontology annotation, cellular component: spliceosomal tri-snRNP complex; U6 snRNP; U12-type spliceosomal complex. Lineage: Eukaryota; Viridiplantae; Streptophyta; Magnoliopsida; Asterales; Asteraceae. Gene Ontology annotation, biological process: mRNA splicing, via spliceosome; nuclear-transcribed mRNA catabolic process.
GGGACCAGUUCUGAAACCUUGAAGGUCUAUAUACUCUAGUCGAACCGCGUUCCUUUCCCCUACUUCUCCUGUUCUCCAGACUCUCACACCUUCUGUUUAGAGCAUACUCCGGCUGCCUGAGAUCCUACCUCCGCAGCUCCUCCGUCGCCCUAUCAACGGCAUACAUUUGUUCGUGAGCUUCAGAUUCAGAAAGGAACUUUUGGUUGCAGUUAAUCGCUAAAAACAUUUGCAAUGUCAGGCAGGAAGGAAACAGUUCUAGAUUUGGCAAAAUUUGUUGACAAGGGUGUCCAAGUCAAGCUCACAGGUGGAAGACAAGUGUCAGGGACACUUAAAGGAUAUGACCAGUUGCUUAACCUUGUAUUAGAUGAAGCCGUGGAAUUCCUUAGAGAUGCGGAUGAUCCACUGAAGACAACUGAUCAAACACGUCGCCUUGGCUUAAUAGUUUGUAGGGGUACAGCUGUCAUGCUUGUUUCUCCUACUGAUGGUACUGAGGAGAUAGCCAAUCCAUUUAUCCAGCCAGAUGGAGCUUAAUCUUUUUCACUUUCUUAGCAACAAAGUUAGCUACUUUCUACUAAAAACCCUUGUUUAAUCAAAUUUGGUGUGGAAUAUUACAAAAUAUGAUCUAUUUUAAAAUACAUCAUAUUUUGGAAACCUUGUUUUAUCUUUGUAAAAUGUAAACCGUAUUUGGACUCAGAGAGUUUUCUAUUUUUUUUUUCUAUGAAAUACAAUGGAAAACCGGGUGAAAGAGCAA